Messenger RNA from Auanema sp. JU1783, 765 nucleotides. NCBI's taxonomy places the organism in Eukaryota, Metazoa, Nematoda, Chromadorea, Rhabditida, Rhabditidae. The record is from the annotation of a GenBank genome assembly.
AUGAUUUUGAAGCUUUUUAAUUUUUUGAAAGUACGAUCUAAUUCUUACAAGAUUAUUUAUGCACAGAACCAAAUAAGCUACUUCAGUCGCAAAGAUGUUGACUAUUUAAGCCAAGAACGUGCAGCUAGAAUCGAUGAAGAUUUAUUUACUAAAUACGGGUUUAAAGUGGAACAACUUAUGGAGUUGGCUGGACUAGCUUGUGCAAAGGCUGUAUAUGCUCAAUACCCCAAAGUAAAAGUUUUGGUUCUAUGUGGACCUGGUAACAAUGGAGGUGACGGCUUUGUUUGCGCCAGACAUCUCAAGUUCUUUGGUUUCGAACCAUUCAUCUGCUAUCCAAAAGAAUCGAAAAAUGAGCUGAUGAAAUCCUUAGUUCUUCAAUGUAAACAGAUGGAUAUUCCAGUAGAAUCCACUGUCCCUCAACUGAAUUCAUUCGGUCUUGUUGUGGAUGCGUUUUUUGGCUUUUCUUUCAAACCUCCAGUUCGUGAACCAUAUAUAGAAAUCAUAGACAAAGUAAAAGAAUCAGGAAUUUACUGCUUUUGCAUUGAUAUUCCAUCAGGUUGGGAUGUAGAGAAAGGAAUGCCUUCAGAAGGAUCUUUCAUUAAACCACAUGGAAUCAUAUCUCUCACAGCUCCAAAACUAUGUGUUAAGAAUUGGACAGGCCCACACUUUGUUGGUGGACGAUUUGUCCCUAAACAACUGAUUGAAGAAUAUAAUUUGUUAUUGCCUAUUUAUCCCUCGGCUGAUCAAAUUGUUAAGUUAGAAUGA